This is a messenger RNA of Myxocyprinus asiaticus (Chinese sucker), 430 nucleotides long. Its product is annotated as histone H3-like. Lineage: Eukaryota; Metazoa; Chordata; Actinopteri; Cypriniformes; Catostomidae. The record is from RefSeq and is a predicted model, not a curated record. Bases 4 to 414 code for a protein of 136 amino acids. Gene Ontology annotation, molecular function: protein heterodimerization activity; structural constituent of chromatin; DNA binding. Gene Ontology annotation, cellular component: nucleosome. The transcript has a single exon.
AUCAUGGCAAGAACCAAACAGACCGCUCGUAAGUCCACCGGUGGAAAAGCCCCGAGGAAGCAGCUCGCUACUAAAGCCGCCCGUAAAAGCGCCCCCGCCACCGGUGGAGUCAAGAAACCUCAUCGUUACAGGCCCGGUACCGUGGCGCUGAGAGAGAUCCGCCGUUAUCAGAAGUCCACUGAACUGCUGAUUCGCAAACUGCCUUUCCAGCGUCUGGUGAGAGAAAUCGCUCAGGAUUUCAAGACGGAUCUGCGCUUCCAGAGCUCCGCCGUCAUGGCCCUGCAGGAGUCCAGCGAGGCUUAUUUGGUCGGUCUGUUCGAGGACACCAACUUGUGUGCCAUCCAUGCCAAGAGGGUCACCAUCAUGCCCAAAGAUAUUCAGCUGGCACGCCGCAUUCGUGGAGAGCGCGCUUAAAUCCACAGCGGCGUCA